Molecule: messenger RNA, 1107 nt
Organism: Penicillium subrubescens
Lineage: Eukaryota; Fungi; Ascomycota; Eurotiomycetes; Eurotiales; Aspergillaceae
Gene: fgaOx3
Product: chanoclavine-I aldehyde reductase easA
Exons: 1
Coding region: 1-1107 (368 amino acids)
Molecular function (GO): FMN binding; NADPH dehydrogenase activity
Source: RefSeq, a predicted model, not a curated record
AUGACGAAGGAUUCGAAGCUUUUCAAAAGUAUUCGCUUGGGGCCUUGCAACCUCCACCACCGGGUGGUGAUGGCACCGCUCACCCGGCUUCGUGCCGAUGAUCUUUACAUCCAGCUCCCGUUUGUCAAGGACUACUAUGGGCAGCGUGCCUCGGUACCCGGGACCUUGCUCAUCGCAGAGGCAACCGCGAUCAGUCCCCAGGCUGUCGGGUUUUCGAACACUCCGGGUAUCUGGAGUACGGAUCAAAUACAUGCAUGGACAGAGGUGACCGAAUGCGUCCACCAAAAAGGCUCCUAUAUCUUUUUACAGCUGUGGGCAUGUGGCCGUGCUGCCGAACAGGAGGCUCUUGACAAGGACGGGAUUCGAUUCGUGUCAAGCAGUGCGACUGCUGUUGACCCUUAUCAGCGAUGCCCUCAUCCGCUUACUGAGGGAGAGAUUCAAGACUACAUUACCGACUUUGCAACCGCAGCCAGGAAUGCCAUUACCGCAGGGUUUGAUGGCGUGGAAAUUCACGGCGCACACGGCUUCCUGAUCGAUCAAUUCACUCAGGAGAUCUGUAACAAGCGAACGGAUCAAUGGGGUGGGAGCAUCGAAAACAGAUCCCGCUUUGCCCUUGAGGUGACCAAAGCCGUUGUGGACGCUGUCGGCGCAGACCGAGUUGGAAUUAAACUCAGUCCCUGGGCCGAGGAGUUUGGCAUGAAGAUGACGCGUGAUAUAAUACCGCAAUUUGAGUUUCUCAUCAAAGCUCUUGCGGGAUUGCAAUUGGCGUAUCUGACCUUGUCCAAUCCACGAUGGGAACAGGGAGAUCUUGCAGACGAUAAAGAAUACAACGGCAUCUUUGUUCGGGCCUGGGGAAAGUCGAGACCUGUGAUUCUCUGUGGCGGUUACACUCAAAACUCGGCCCGUCUGGCUGUAGACGAGCAGUUUGCUGAAUAUCAGAUACUGAUUGCCUUUGGUCGUUUCUUCAUCUCGACACCGGACCUUCCAUUCCGUGCAAAGAAAGGACUUGAAUUCAGCAAAUACGACAGGGACACUUUCUACACCCCGUGCUCCAAGGCAGGGUAUAUUGAUUACCCUUUUAGUGAGGAAUUCGUGGCCCAGUCGUAG